ACGAAAAUACACCGUUUACCGCUGCUCUCAGUUCUAGUCCCUCUAUCAAAGCUCAACACAACAUACACACUGUUGUUCACUGCGAAGAUUGAAAGCUAAAUCGGUGCCCUAGCCUGCUGAAGAUGGCCUCGCUUGAUACCGACGUCGAUAUGGUUCCCGCCGGCGAUGGAUCCUCCGGCGCCGGGCCCUCCACCAUCAAUCCCCCAUCGUCCACCAAGAAACCAAAGCGAUUCGAGAUCAAGAAGUGGAACGCCGUCUCUCUCUGGGCUUGGGAUAUCGUGGUCGAUAAUUGUGCCAUUUGCAGGAAUCAUAUCAUGGAUCUCUGCAUUGAGUGUCAGGCUAAUCAGGCCAGCGCCACAAGCGAGGAAUGCACAGUUGCAUGGGAUCUUUGGUUGAGAUUUCCUUUGCUUUGGAGAGUGGAGACAAGCAUAUCUUGCUGGAACUCAAAAGAUAGCAUGCCAUAAUCUUAUGUACAUCUAUGCAUGAGAUCCUCUUGCUUGCACUGAAAUUUCUGACGCGUGCUGCAGUACCUUUUCAUUUUUAUUUCUCUUGUAGUCACCUAUUUAUUUGCUUUAACUAGGAAUUAGGAAGCUUUGAAAUUUGUAUUUAGUUCUAUUUUGGAGUUGCUAAAGAGGUUACAUGGUGAUUAUUAUUAUAUCUUGCAGUUGCAGAACUUUAAUGUAACUUACUGUUCAACUAUUUGGCUUUUAUAAUAUCUGUGGGUAAUUCUACUGUUUUACAUUCCC
Molecule: messenger RNA, 746 nt
Organism: Salvia splendens (bonfire salvia)
Lineage: Eukaryota; Viridiplantae; Streptophyta; Magnoliopsida; Lamiales; Lamiaceae
Product: RING-box protein 1a
Exons: 4
Coding region: 123-464 (113 amino acids)
Molecular function (GO): zinc ion binding
Source: RefSeq, a predicted model, not a curated record